Messenger RNA from Lycium ferocissimum, 920 nucleotides. RefSeq lists its product as uncharacterized. Lineage: Eukaryota; Viridiplantae; Streptophyta; Magnoliopsida; Solanales; Solanaceae. The transcript has 2 exons. The record is from RefSeq and is a predicted model, not a curated record. The coding region runs from base 108 to 638 and encodes 176 amino acids.
UGAACCUUCAGAUUGUUUACAUUCAAUCAUGCCGGAAACUAGUAAAGCACGAAGUAAUGCUAAGUGGGAUGAUGAUGCCAACAUUAAAUUUAUAGAUUUGUGUGAAAAUGAGAUUAGACAAGGACGUACCACACACCCAUUUAAAUAGAGAUGGAUGGAAUAAUGUUGUUGAAGAAUUCAAUAGAGCCACGGGAAGAAACUAUGAUAAAAAACAAAUGAAAAAUCAUUGGGAUAACAUGAAAAAAGAUUGGAUUCUUUUUAAGAAGUUGAUGAGAGGGGAGACAGGUUUAGGAUGGGAUGCCACCAAAAAUACAACUAUGGCAGAUGAUGAUUGGUGGGAGCGAAAAAUUAAGGAGGAUGAUCGAUACAAUAAGUUCAGGAAAAUAGAUCUCUCACUUAUAUGGUAUCGCUAUGAUGCGUUGUUUUCUAAUAUUGUUGCUACUGGAGAAAGAGCACGUGCAGCGAAUCAAGAACAAAUGUCUGGCAUUGGAGUAGAUCUUGAUGAAGAAGGAACAAAUAAUAUUGGUGGCUAUGACAAAGAACACUUUAUCAAUCCUAGUGAUGAAGGGAAUGAUGAAAGUGAUGAUAUACAGAAUGUGGAUUCUAUUAUGUUUCCUAAGCCGUCACUUAAAAGAUGAGGUUCAAUUGAUGAUACUGGAACUAGCAAUCAAGUCAAAAAAAAUAAGGCAAAAUCUGAUGCGGCAUCAAUGAGAGAGGGUAUACACUCUCUAGUGGAGUUUAUGUCUAGUAAAAGCACUGCUACAUCCCCUUCGGUAGAUGAUCCCGUCAUCGAUAAGUGUAUGAAUAUGUUGGCAAAUUAUUCGAUAUUCCCGUCGGGAGUGGAAAGUACAACUAUGUUUGCAACAUGUUUCUUAAGAAGGAUGUACGUCAAUCGUUUCUUAAGAUGGAACCCAGUGAAG